This is a messenger RNA of Arctia plantaginis, 1359 nucleotides long. Lineage: Eukaryota; Metazoa; Arthropoda; Insecta; Lepidoptera; Erebidae. The record is from the annotation of a GenBank genome assembly.
AUGGACAUGGCGUGGCUUGUUCUCGCCGCUGUCUUCAUCGCUGUACAUGGACAAAAUAAUAGAAAUGACGGCCCAAGGUUUCUGUCGAGAGGACACUCCUUCAGAACUGUAGUUGGAGACACGUUGCUGCUGCCAUGUCAAGUACAAAACUUGGGGUCUCUCGUACUUCUAUGGAGACGGGGGCCAGCAGUCCUGACAGCUGCAAGUCUGAUGGUCACAAGAGAUGAACGGUUUCGACUCGUCGAUGGAUACAACUUGCAGAUCACGGAUGUUGGACCACAGGACGCAGGCGACUACGUAUGCCAGAUUUCAGACCGAGUGGCGAGAGACCAGGUCCAUACUGUUGAGGUAUUAGUCCCUCCAAGCGUCAGGGCAUCUCCAGAGUCAAGACACGCAGCCGCCAGAAGAGGGGGCGCGGCAGUCCUGGAGUGCAGAGCAGCCGGGAACCCUGUGCCAACGGUCACCUGGCACAAAGUGGUGAUCCCAAUGUUUCAGAACGACACGAACAUUCGUCUGGGGGAGGGCCCACAGCUGCAACUGUCCAGGCUAGAGCGCGGGCAUAGUGGACGGUACGCCUGCACUGUGGACAACGGCGUGGGCACACCGCUUGUUGCAGAGUUUCAGUUGCAGGUCCUAUAUCCACCAGAAAUUACAGUUGAACGGUCUUGGGUACACACAGGAGAGGGUUUCAGAGCUGAGCUCCUGUGCACCGUCCUUGCAGAUCCUCCAGCAGAGGUAACAUGGUAUCAGAAUUCGUUUCCCUUAAGCGCAUCGGAGCGCAUCACCAUGUCAGCAAGGGGGAACAACCACACCCUUCUAAUAGCCAACGUGCAGCCUGAAGACUUCGGGAAUUACAGUUGCGUCGCUGAUAACAGCCUAGGCCGAGCUCGGCAACACGUCGAAGUAUCUGGCCGGCCGGGUCCUGCACGAUUCACAUCGCCCCCACUUGCAAAAUCUCACACUCGGUACACCCUGGCAUUCGCAGUGGACAGCUACCCUCCGCUAGAUGAACUCAGAUUGCUGUACCGGCAACUUGCGAUAAACGAGACAUUCCAACAGCCAGGUCGGUGGCAUGACGUGGUGAUACCAGCACCAGAGCCAGCCGGCUCCCUGACGCAUAAGGUGACGCACGAGCUUAAAGGCCUGGAGCCUGGAGCUGUUUAUGAAGCCAUCGUGCAGGCCAAAAACAGAUACGGGUGGAAUGAGGUCAGCGACAUAUUCCAGUUCCACACGUUGGGCGGCACUCACACCGCCCACGCAGACGAACUGACGCCAAUGUUCUCGUCGACGGCGCAACAGGAACUGACGAGUUCAGCCAUAGCUCUCGCCUUAUAUACCGUUCUAGCACAACUCAUUUAA